AUGAUCACCUGGGAACCGCCGUCGGCGGGAUGGAUCAAAUUGAAUGUGGAUGAUGUUGUACCGAAAGCUGAAGGGAUGGGAUCUGGAGCUGUGGCUCAUGAUGAGAAAGGCCAAUUUUUGAUGAUGGCGGUCUCCAGGGAGCGAGUUCAAUGGCCUCCGGAGCUGCCAAAGAUAAAAGCAAUCGCCUUUUGUAUUCAGUAG
This is a messenger RNA of Linum trigynum, 201 nucleotides long. Lineage: Eukaryota; Viridiplantae; Streptophyta; Magnoliopsida; Malpighiales; Linaceae. The record is from the annotation of a GenBank genome assembly.